Molecule: messenger RNA, 982 nt
Organism: Strongylocentrotus purpuratus (purple sea urchin)
Lineage: Eukaryota; Metazoa; Echinodermata; Echinoidea; Camarodonta; Strongylocentrotidae
Exons: 3
Coding region: 130-438 (102 amino acids)
Source: RefSeq, a predicted model, not a curated record
CUCAUCAGCAUCAAUGUCCUUCUUCCUGAGGGCCCUGCAAUUGUUAUUGCUCCGACACUUGCCCAUUUGCACGUGGAUGGACAGUGACAAAUGUGGAUUAAUGUCUAGCGCCAUGAGCGCACAUCAGAGAUGGACACAGGUGCUAUACACGAAGCCAUCAUCAUCACCAUCAUCAUCAUCAUUAUUGCUGGGCUGGGAUUGGAACCUACAACCCUCGGGAUUGAGAGUCAAGUGAAUGAACCACUACACCAUGAAACCUCUACUCAAGGCAAAUACCAUCCCUAUGAGUGCCCUCUCCCAUGCCACCACCUGCCCUUUCAUCCUGUAGGGGUCACCACCACCCCCUUCAGCCUACAUGUAGGUCACGAUGACCGCCGGGAUGUUUGGGGCAGCAAACUACCGAACGAGACCCACACCCAGUUCAGAGCUGAUACCUGAGAUUCGUCAAAGCCCCACCCUUGAUAAAGACAAGAGUCUCUGUUUGAGCUACUCUCACACUGCUCUCCAAGGUCUCUCAGCUUUCCCAGCAUCAGACUUGAGGACAGCCCUCCAGAACAUGGUCCAUGCAGAGAGGAUAUGGACAUGAACCCUAUGCUUGAUCAAGGUUGGGACUGUGUCUUUGCCAUAGCUGCCCAAGCUCUUUCAGUUGUGUCCUCUGAAAGUUCCCAUCAUUACCAGCAUCCGGACUCCAGAAGAGAUCUCCAAGAUAUGGUCCAUGCAGUGAUGAUAUGAACAAGAGCCCUACACCUGACCAAGAUGGUUGUCUUUGCCUCUGUAAGUACUCUGACCAUGCUUUCCAAGCUCUCUCAAAGUUCCCAGCAUCAGACUCGAGGACAGCCCUCCAGAACUGGCUCCAUGUGGUGAGGAUAUGAACACGAGCCCUACGCUUAUUCAAGAUCAAUGUUUGCUGCAGCAGAAUCCAUAUAUAUUAAGGCUGCGACGGGUAGUCGAAUGCUCGAGUACCCGCACGGUUGACAACUAC